Nomia melanderi (Alkali bee) is the source of this 1443-nucleotide messenger RNA. RefSeq names its product Succinyl-coenzyme A synthetase alpha subunit 1 (gene Scsalpha1). Gene Ontology annotation, biological process: tricarboxylic acid cycle. Lineage: Eukaryota; Metazoa; Arthropoda; Insecta; Hymenoptera; Halictidae. The record is from RefSeq and is a predicted model, not a curated record. Gene Ontology annotation, molecular function: succinate-CoA ligase (GDP-forming) activity; succinate-CoA ligase (ADP-forming) activity. Gene Ontology annotation, cellular component: mitochondrion; succinate-CoA ligase complex (ADP-forming).
UUCAUACUCAAUAUUCCUGUCACUUGACAAGUACGUAACGAAUUCGUGGAAGCAGAUACAUGCGAUAACUGUACACUUCGUUCGUGUAUUUUCUGUCGACAGUACAGAAGUUAGCCUUCUCGUUAGUCCACAGAAGUUAGUCCUCUUAAUGGUAGUCCUUCAAUAAUUUAAUUUUGUUUGUUAUCAAUUUUUAACAGAUAUAUCAAUUAAAAACAUGGCUGUGGCGGUCAGAACAUUUUCAAAAUUUACAGUCAGAAAUUGUGGAAAUCUGUUACGUUCCCAAGUAAGAUUCAAUUAUACAGAAACUAGAAAAAAUUUAAAGAUUGAUUCCAAUACGAAAGUCAUAUGUCAAGGUUUUACUGGCAAACAAGGAACAUUUCAUAGUCAACAAGCUAUUGAUUAUGGUACUAAAUUAGUAGGAGGUGUUAGUCCUAAAAAAGCUGGUCAAGAGCAUCUUGGGAGACCAGUGUUCAAAACUGUAAAAGAGGCUAAAGAUGCUACUGGUGCUACUGCAACAGUUAUCUAUGUACCUCCACCAGCUGCAGCAGCAGCUAUCAUGGAGGCCAUAGAUGCUGAAAUGCCACUUAUCGUAUGUAUCACAGAAGGUAUUCCACAACACGAUAUGGUCAAAGUAAAAAGGCGACUUUUAGAACAAAACAAAUCUCGUCUUAUCGGGCCAAACUGUCCAGGAAUAAUAGCCCCAGAACAGUGCAAAAUAGGUAUUAUGCCAGGACAUAUACAUCAAAAAGGAAAAGUUGGUAUUGUAUCAAGAUCUGGAACUUUAACGUACGAAGCUGUGAACCAAACAACCCUUGCUGGACUUGGGCAAACACUGUGUGUUGGUAUUGGUGGAGAUCCAUUUAAUGGGACUGACUUUAUUGAUUGCUUAGACGUAUUCCUCAGAGAUCCAGAGUGUGAUGGUAUCAUGAUGAUUGGUGAAAUCGGUGGAAGUGCAGAGGAAUCAGCAGCAGAAUAUUUGAUCGAAAAAAAUACUGGCCCUAAAGUCAAACCAGUUGUAUCAUUUAUUGCUGGUAUUACUGCCCCACCUGGACGAAGAAUGGGUCAUGCUGGCGCAAUUAUUUCAGGAGGAAAAGGUGGCGCGCAAGAUAAAAUUAAUGCACUCGAAAAGGCUGGUGUAAUAGUAACAAGGAGUCCCGCACAAAUGGGAAAUGAACUUUUAAAAGAAAUGACCCGUCUCGGUUUAGUCUGCAAUUAAAAACACGCCACUAUAAAGAUAUGUAGUUUGCCUCAUGUGCAUGUAUCCUCAAAAUAAAUUGAAAGUAAUUCUGCGAUAAUUUAAAAAACGAAAGAAUAUAAUGCAUAAAAACAUGCAAAGUUGUCUGAUUAAAAAAAGGAACUAUGCUCAUUGUUGUAAAAAUUUGUCAAACUAUUUUAUUCCUGAACAUCAAAUUUACAGAAAGGCACUGGAACAUUUUUUUUAAA